AGUCUAUGAUAGCGUCUGCUUCAUGUUGAUCACAAACGUGAAUAUGUUGAGGCUCUGCGCAAAAAAUAUACCUCUCAGGAGCUGUGGUACUCAGAUUGUGCGACGGUGUUCAGGUGACGUGAAAACAGCAAGCAAAGCAUCUGACAUUACUAAAGUACCUCUGAGCAAGUCUGUUGAAUGGUUGCCUCGACCUGUAUACGCGACAGUGUCUAGCACACCAGCGCAGACCCAAGUAACAACUCUUGACAAUGGCCUGCGUGUGGCAUCUGAGCCAAAGUUUGGCAACUUCUGCACAGUUGGAGUUGUUAUUGACAGUGGCAGUAGAUAUGAGGUGGCAUAUCCAAGUGGAAUCUCUCACUUCCUUGAAAAACUUGCUUUUGGUAGGACAGUUAACAUGACCCGUGAUGACAUCAUGGGAAAGUUUGAGAGACUUGGCGGGAUUUGUGACUGCCAGUCUUCGAGGGACACAUUUAUUUAUGCUACUUCAGUGGAGUCCAAGGGUAUGCCUGAAGCUGUAGAAGUGUUGGCAGAAGUUGUCCUCCGCCCUCAGCUGCUGCCUGAAGAGGUUACAGAUGCAAGAAUGGCUGUGACUUUUGAUCUGGAGGACCUGCAGCUAAGGCCAGAGAAAGAUACUUUGCUGAUGGAAAUGAUACAUGCUGCUGGAUACAGAGACAACACUCUUGGGCUUCCCAAGAUUUGCCCACCAGAGAAUGUGAUGAAGAUUGACAGGCCAACCCUUUUCACCUACCUGAAGAAACACCACACACCCUCUCGCAUGGUUCUAGCAGGUGUUGGGGUCAAUCAUGAUGCUCUCGUCGAGUGUGCACAGAAACACUUUGUAGAGCAUCCGGCUAUCUGGGAAAUGGAGCCAUCGUUGGGGAGCUCUCGCGCUAUUGAAGUGGAUCGGUCAGUGGCUCAAUACACAGGCGGCAUAAUUAAGGAAGAUGCAGAUCUCUCUGAUGUAUCACUGGGCCCAAACCCUCUGCCAGAGUUGGCACAUUUGGUAAUUGGCUUAGAGUCUGUUGGCCACCAGCACAAAGACUUUGUUACGUGCUGUGUCUUAAACAUGAUGAUGGGAGGAGGUGGAAGUUUCAGUGCAGGUGGUCCCGGCAAGGGCAUGUAUACACGUCUGUAUACAAAUGUUCUUAAUAGAUACCACUGGAUGCACAAUGCGACUGCAUAUAACCAUGCAUACAGUGACAGCGGUCUCUUCUGUAUCCAUGCCUCAGCCCACCCCUCUCACCUUGGAGAACUCACACAGGUGUUGACCCGGGAGUUUGCUGCAAUGGCAGGACAUGUCGGGAAGGAGGAACUACAGCGUGCAAAGGUGCAACUUCAGUCAAUGCUGUUGAUGAAUCUAGAAAGUCGUCCUGUAGUUUUUGAAGAUAUUGCUCGCCAGGUGUUAGCCACAGGUCAUAGGCUACAGCCACAGCAUUUUAUGGAUCUCAUUAAAAAUGUGACUGCUGAUGAUAUAGUCAGAACUGCAGGACAGAUGCUGCGAGGAAAGCCAUCUGUAUCUGCUUUAGGAACACUUGAUCGUUUACCGAACAUCUCCGAUAUUGAAAGUGCGCUAUUACAGAAGGAUGGACAAUUACCUUCCAGAAGGAGAUUUACAAUUUUCCGAUAACUAUGUUCCCUUAGUAUCACUUAAUAAAUUUGAUGAUUAGUAUUGCAGAUAAGUAGGAAGACUAAGAUAAUGUAUGUAGAGUUUCAUGUGCUCAGUAUCAAAGUCUAGCAUUGUGGAUAUUUGAGUGUCUAUGGUUGUCUGCCAUGAAAGCUCAUUUCCAUUUUUCAGGGAUAUUUGGCAUGUUUUGUGUCACAGUUAUUAAUGUAUGGAUGGCAUUUAUAGAUAAUGUGAAUGUGGCGCUGAUGAUGAAGUGCAAAGGAAACUUGUAAUAUAGUGUAGGUAGGUAUUGUCUUUUCUAAGAAAAUGUGAUAAGGACAAACAGGUUUGUAAAGUUUGCAUUCUAGGGGAAGAAGAGUUCUGUAGAUAUAGAUAAGAGGAAAAUAUUUUUUACAUGAUGUCCACAAGGUUCUGAAAUAGGACAGUAAACAAAAUAUCAAAGUAGGACUACUGUGCAACAAUGUAAAUAUGUUAAGAGUUUAAUUUGUUAGGUGCCAAAAUAGAUGGCUCACUGCUGCUCACAAGCUCAAAAGAGUAUAAAGUGGAAAAGAAAAGAAUAUAGAAGUGCAGAUGCCUGCUUUGCAGUUUUAUCCACUUGAGAAUUUCAGUUGGCUUGGAUUACAUUAAAGAAAUAUUUAUUUAAAAAUUGUAAGGGUGUUGUGCCAGAAAAAAAGACUUUUUUAGAGAACAUAAUCAUGUUUAUAUAUAUAUAUAUAUAUAUAUAUAUAUAUAUAUAUAUAUAUAUAUAUAUAUAUAUAUAUAUAUUCUCUGUGAUGUUAUAUAACCUAAACAUGUAGGAGAAUUAAACAUCUAGGACCAUGGGAGGAAUGUUUUUGAGGCUUCAGAAAGUAAACCUGAACUGAAAACUCUUUGCAUUAUUUGGCUUGUACUAAUAUAACAAAAUGUAAUGCAGAAUGGAUUUUCCUUUGUUCUGCUGAUAUAAAUUGUUUAUUUUUCUUCUCUCACUUAAGUACAGGAAACUUGUGCGACAGAAUCAUGACUCUUCAGGCUACUAUUGCCCUCCCUUACUCAAGAACUUAGCAUGUGGUUUUUCUGUACUCAGAAUGUUAUAUAAGAAGGAGUUGGUUGUGGGUCAGCUAGUUCACAUUGCAUAAUAGCAAGAGAAAUAAUGGAUUGUUAAGCUCAGUAGAAUCACAAGAUACUUUAGAUGUAAUUUCAAGGACAGCAUUGUAUUCAGAAUGGAGACAAGAACAAAAGGGAUGAUUCUGAAGGUGAUAAGGUGUACAUUGUAGCAGUUGUUAAAAUUGUUAAUGCCUCUGAUUUAUAGUAAAGAACUAAAACUGCAAGUAAUAAAAAAAUGGUCCUCAGGAUAUUGCCAGCUGAGUGGAUUUAAAGCUUAAGUUGUCGAAAGAAGACCAGGAAAUAAAUGUUAAAGUAAAAUUUGCUUUGACAGACUUUUGAGCCUAGUAUUGCAUAUUUUUCAGCAUAUAAUGCAGAAAGAUGGUGUAACAGGAUUACUAAAUUGAUUGAAUUUUCUUGAGAAGGGAGAAAAAAUGAAAAAAUCUGAAUCAGUCAUUUGUUCAUCGUAAUUAAUAAGUUAAUAAUAAUAAUAAUUAAUAAUAAUAAUUAAGAAUGUCUGAGAUUUGGUAUAUGAUAAAUGAAGGUUGCAUGGAAAAGAGCAGCUGGUAACUGAUAGUGCUUUAUUAACUAUUUUACAUUUAAAAGACGAGCAUUUAAAACUGUAGGAGAUUGCAUCUAGAUUUUCAUUGGCAUCCAAUUUUUCCAUGUGUGAAUGUAUAACCACCAUGUAAGAUUGCUAAAAUUCCAGUAUAAUGGAUAUGGUUUGUCAUUUGCUUUAAUGCUAUGUGGCUUCUUCUUGUGACCAAAAUGAGCUAUAGUAUCCUCUGCCUAACCACAGCAUUUUGCUUUUGUAAGGGAUGGGACAUCUUUCAGGUGUGGAAAUCUUCACUGUUUCAGCAAACAGAGAGUUAUAGAUGCCUGUCUGACUACACCGAGCUGAUGAUCUGAAAUACAAUUGUCUCCUCAAUUAGUUGCAAAACCUCAUUAACAUUUUUGAAGGGAACUCGAAAACCAGCAGGAUUUGUGUAUAAGAAUACUCAUGUAAAUCAAUUUUUGUAAAAUCUAGUUUGUGUAAUUUUUCCAUGAUUAGAAAAUUAAAUCUUAGAUUAUACAGUUGCUAUAUGAUUUAGGCAUUUCUUUAGGAAAGAAAUACUCUGGAAAAAAGAACAAAGAAGUAUAUAUUCAUAAUUAAUCUCUUUAGAAACUUAAAAAAUCAAGUAGUUAACCCUAAGAAGCUAUGUGGUGACAGGACACCAUUGCACAAUUGUGAUAUGUAAUAUUGGAGUGGUCAGUAAAAAAAAAAAAAAAAAAUAGGAAUGAUAUGUUGUAAAGUUCAGAUGCCCUUUCUCCCACUAUCACAAAAUGUGUAAUGGUAUUGUAUUUGUUUUCCAUAAAAGAAAUUGGCAAAUGAGGCAAAAGAUUUGUACCUUUAGAGAAUAUUAAUACAAAAUUAUGUGGUUUAUUAUUUAAAGUUAUGUCCAUUGUUCAACCAAAAUUGUCUCAGAUGUGGAAUGAUUUUUUUAACAGAAAGAAUGAUUAGGUGUGGAUAGAAGUGGCAAUUAAGUUAUAUACAGUUCUGAAAUACACAGUGUACCCAUGUCCAACUUUUGUUUUGCUUUGGGAUGUUUUUUAUUUUUCCAAGUUCAUAAAUAUGUUGUAAGAAAAUGUCAGGUGGGAUAUUCUUCACUCGUAAGUAAUGUGUUCCAUACAUGUACUGUUUCUUUUGUGAAUAACCUGGACAUUGUCUGUAGGAAUAUGGAAAAUUCAAUUCAUAUUAAAUUAAGAGGAGUAAAUGAAGAAUUUUGUGGAUAUUAUUCACUCUUAAAUGUUUAGAAAUUUGAUAUCAACUGAAAAUUGGGGAAAAUGCAGCUAUUGUACAUUUCCACAGAUAUUAAUGAAAAUAUCCUUUUUUAUCUUUUGUAUAUCAGUUGGAAUGGGCAAACAUUAGUUUAGAAAUGAUAGGGAAUGUUAAUUAUUGUAUCAAAUUAUAUGCACGCAUUUGGAGCUUUAGGAUCGUUAUUGGAGUUUUGUACUUCCAGUUGUUUUUUAAGAUUUUGUAAUCGCCCAAGCCAUGGGAGCCCACUUUAUCAUUUUGUAUUAUCAUUGUAAUGUUAUCAUUCUUAUUAUCAUGAUUAUUGUUAUCUAUAUUUUCAUUUAGAUUGUGGUCAUUAUUAUUAAUAGGUAUUUAUUUUUAUACAUGUUUGGAUACUUGGAAUAUAUGUAUAAAUUAUCAGCCACUCAUUGUUUUCACAUAUUCACAUAUUGGUUUGUUAUCUUUUUCUCAGUGUGGAAUAUAUUGCUGCUUGGGCCAGGAAUGCUGCAGCCUUGUAUCAUGUUGUAAAUAUGUAAAAGAUUUGUAAUAAAAAUUGUUGUUCA
Messenger RNA from Penaeus vannamei (Pacific white shrimp), 5041 nucleotides. RefSeq names its product mitochondrial-processing peptidase subunit alpha. The record is from RefSeq and is a predicted model, not a curated record. NCBI's taxonomy places the organism in Eukaryota, Metazoa, Arthropoda, Malacostraca, Decapoda, Penaeidae. Gene Ontology annotation, cellular component: mitochondrion. Gene Ontology annotation, molecular function: metal ion binding.